GGGCUGGGCUGGCGGAGGGCAGCGACCACACACCGAGGCGGCGGAGGGCAGGCAGGAGCGCUGCUGGGUGCGCAAAAUCAACGCUUCCGCAGAUGGGCCAGGAAGCGGCCCCCGCCUCCACCCCCCCCCCCGCAGCAGCAGCAGCAGCGUUAACCCUUUGGCUGCCCAGACUUUCCGUCCACAGGAGCAGAAGAAAGGCUUGGUCUCAGCCGCCCUCCGAGGAGGCUCCUUCCCUUUCAGUGAUCUCUGCUCGUCGAAGAGGCUGGGAGUUGUGCUUGGGGGGUUGAAGCAUCAGCCCCCCCCCCCCCCCCCGCAGGAAGCCGCUGGUGGCAGUUUGACUGAGGACUGCACUUGGUGAAAGCCAGGCCAAAUGAAGAGCGUGGGUUGCCUCAGCAGGCUGGUAGGCCUGAGAAGCCCCCUCAAGGCAGCCACCCCACCCCACCAUGGGCUUGCCAGUCUGGGCACCCCACCAGUGCCACUCUGGGGCCCGCCUAGCCCAGUCAAGUCUCAUUUAUGUCAAAGCUGACCCUCCUAGCAAAUGAGUUUGGCAUCCCUGCACUAAACCCUUGCCAAUGCCAGGGCACAUGACCUCAUUGGCCAGAGCGCUAGGGACCUCUGGCUGUCCCUCUGUCCAGAGGCAGGGUGCUGAGCCCAACGGGUGGCCGUUGAGUGCCCUUCUCUUCAUUGGCGUUUGCAUUCAUUUGGUUGGGGGAGACUCUUUCUCUUGGCUGUCCCGAAGACUCUGAAAGUCGUACAGACUUGCGAUGUCCCUAAAGCAAACCUAAGGAAGCGUCGUUCAACGCUGAGGAUGGUUAUGUGAAGAUGUUCUUACGAGGACGCCCCAUCCCAAUGUUUGUCCCCGAUGCUGUCGUUGCCACGUACAGUCUUGACACCAAGCUGGACCUGCCCCAUAAGAAGUUGAAGCUGGACUGGGUCUAUGGCUACCGAGGCCGCGACUGCCGGGCCAAUCUUUUUCUGCUGCCUACAGGGGAGAUUGUGUACUUUGUGGCUGCUGUGGCUGUUCUGUACAAUGUGGAAGAAGAGCGCCAGCGUCAUUACCUGGGCCACACAGAUGACAUCAAGUGCCUGGCUUUGCAUCCUGAUAUGGUAACCAUAGCAACUGGACAGGUGGCCGGGACUUCUAAGGAUGGAAAGCCACUGCCUCCCCACGUGCGAGUCUGGGAUUCUGUUAGCUUGAACACGCUCCACGUCCUGGGGCCAGGGCCCUUUGACCGAGCCAUCAGCUGCGUGGGAUUCUCCAAAUCUAACGGAGGGGGCCUUCUGUGCGCAGUCGACGAUUCCAAUGACCACGUCUUGUCCAUCUGGGACUGGCAGAAGGAGCAGAAGCUGGCCGAUGUUAAGUGUUCCAAUGAGUCCGUACUGGCAGCCACCUUCCACCCGACAGAGCCGACGCUGCUGAUCACUUGCGGGAAAUCCCACAUCCACUUUUGGACGCUGGAGGGAGGCAGCCUGAGCAAACGGCAGGGCAUCUUUGAGAAACACGAGAAGCCCAAAUACGUCCUGUGUGUGGCUUUUACAGAGAAUGGCGACACGGUGACUGGCGAUUCUGGAGGGAACCUGUACAUCUGGGGAAAAGGGGGAAAUCGGAUUUGCCACGCUGUGCCCGGUGCCCAUGAGGGCGGCAUCUUUGGCUUGUGCGUCCUGCGGAAUGGGACCAUCAUCACGGGAGGAGGCAGGGACCGGCGAGUGGUGUUGUGGGGACGUGACUACCAGAAGUUGCAGGAGAACGAGGUGCCCGAGGGGUUUGGUCCGGUGCGUACCAUUGCAGAAGGAAAAGGUGACUCCCUCUUUGUGGGCACCACUCGGAACUCAGUGCUUCAGGGCUCUUUAGCGACCGGCUUUUCCCUGUUGGUGCAGGGACACACGGAGGAGCUCUGGGGUCUGGCCACCCACCCUACCUUGGACCAGUUUGUGACCUGUGGGCAAGACAAGCAGGUUCACUUGUGGAGCGUGGCGACUCACCAGCCUUUGUGGAGCAAGGGAAUUGAGGAUGCAGCUCGCUCAGCUGGCUUCCACCCCAGCGGCUCAGUGCUGGUGGUAGGCACGGUGACUGGCAGGUGGCUGGUGCUGGACACAGAGACCCGAGACCUGGUGACCAUCCACACCGAUGGAGGGGAACAAAUCUCCGUUGUCAGCUUCUCCCCAGAUGGCAAGUACUUGGCCUUGGGUUCCCAUGACAAUUUUGUCUACAUUUACGCCGUGUCACAAAGCGGCAGGAAGUUUGGGCGCGUUGGCAGAUGCUCGGGUCACUCCAGUUUCAUCACCCACCUCGACUGGGCCUUUGACAGCAGCUGUUUGGUUACCAAUUCUGGGGACUAUGAAAUCCUGUACUGGGACCCCUCCACGUGCCGGCAAGUCACCAGCGCCGAAGCCGUGCGCAACAUCGCGUGGGCCUCUGCCACCUGUGUGCUGGGCUUUGGGGUUUUUGGAAUCUGGCCGGAGGGCGCAGAUGGAACGGACAUAAACGCGGUGUGCCGCUCGCACGACGGGAAGCUCCUGGCAUCUGCGGACGACUUCGGCAAAGUGCACUUGUUCUCGUACCCCUGCAGCCAGCCUCGGGCCCCGAGCCACACCUACAGCGGCCACAGCAGCCACGUCACCAACAUUGCCUUCCUCCAUGAUGACAGCCAGCUGUUCUCCACUGGUGGGACCGACACCAGCAUACUCCAGUGGCGCCUUGUCUAAGAACCCUUCAGUGCGGGGAGAAGGGAGUCAGGAGGGGACAGUGAAUGGGAAUG
Molecule: messenger RNA, 2759 nt
Organism: Sphaerodactylus townsendi
Lineage: Eukaryota; Metazoa; Chordata; Lepidosauria; Squamata; Sphaerodactylidae
Gene: EML2
Product: EMAP like 2
Exons: 19
Coding region: 823-2706 (627 amino acids)
Biological process (GO): microtubule cytoskeleton organization
Cellular component (GO): mitotic spindle
Molecular function (GO): microtubule binding
Source: RefSeq, a predicted model, not a curated record